UACCCUGGCCGCCGCACACACGUGCACUAUGGUUUAGUUACACUCCAGCAGUAGACGAUCUGAAUACCCAAGUGGUGAUAAACGUCUCUUGUUAUAGUGCAGCACACGUGCAUGGUGACCAAUUUCCUGGAAUCCCACAUCUUUAUCAGACUCGCUACACUGUUUCGUCAUCGAAAAUUCUUCAAGGUCGAUUAAUCUGCUGUAUUUGCCAUGGAGUCAGAAUUUGUUGACUUCGACGACGUGUUGCCCUACGUGGGAGAGUUCGGCACUUACCACUGGCUGUUGUUCUUCGGCCUCGCCCCGGCCUCCUUCAAUCUGGCUCUCAUAUACUUCGUGCAGUUCUUCAUCACUCUCACGCCCGACUACUGGUGUGCUGUGGAGGCCCUGCAGGACGCUGGUCUUGGUGCCGAGGAAAGACGCAACCUUAGUGCUGUCAUCGAGGUGAAUUCCCACGGUGAGGAGAAGAGGAGCCGCUGUAAAAUCUACGAUGUUGACUAUGAGACUUUGCUGAAGGCUGGUGUGAGGACAGCUAACAUCUCGUGGCCGUCUCGAGACUGUCAAGCAUGGGAGUACAACCUUACGGCAAUAGGAAACUAUCACAGCAUCGUGUCAGAGCUGGACUGGGUGUGUGACAAGGACUGGUAUGCAACGCUGGCCCAGUCCACGUUCUUUAUCGGGGCGGUGUUCGGUGGGCUGCUCUUCGGAUGGGCGGCGGACAGGUAUGGUCGGGUGCCCGCGAUGGUGGCCACAAACAUCUUGGCUGCGCUCGCCUCGCUGUUGACGGCACUCUCCACCUCCUUAGCAGACUUCCUUGCAUACAGGUUCCUGGCAGGCAUGACCUUCGACAACAUCUUCGUCAUGAUGUAUGUACUAGUAUUGGAGUAUGUUGGGCCUCUGCGGCGCACUCUAGUGGCCAAUCUUGCCAUCGCGCUCUUCUACAUGGGGGCCACCGUGGCGCUGCCGUGGCUGGCACUCUGGGUGGCUAACUGGCGCCUCCUCACUGCCCUUGCCUCCGUGCCUAUGAUAACAUCCUGCAUCGCUCAUUGGAUACUACCAGAGAGCGCUCGCUGGCUCAUGUCUCAAGGGCGGGUGGAGGAAACAAUCAAGAUUUUGAAGAAUAUUGCUAAUCUGAACGGUCGAAUCAUCCCUCCUAAUAUGGUGCAGGGCCUCAGGAGGACCGCUCGGCAGGAGUUGAAAGACACCAAAACCAAAGACCUCUCAGCGUCAAUCCUGGACCUCUUCAAGACUCCCAGGUUACGCCGCAUCACCAUCGCCGCCAGUGUCCUGUGGAUGUUACUGAGCAUUGUGUACGACGGCCACGCGAGGAACGUAGCUAAUCUUCCUAUGGACGUGUUCAAGGCCUUCACUAUUGCCUCGGCCACGGAGCUUCCCGCUGACCUCCUCCUUAUUGCCACCCUCGACCGCUGGGGGCGUCGCUGGCUGGCUUUCGGCACCCUUUUGUUCUCUGGGUUCUUCAGCAUACUCACUCUUGCCUUCCCAGGCGAUCCCUUGGCCGUGGCGAUGCUGGCGAUCAUAGGGAGGUUCUGCGUCAACAUCACCUACAACAUCGGCCUGCAGUACGCCGCCGAACUGCUCCCGACAGUGGUGCGGGCGCAGGGUGUCGCUGGCGUGCACAUCGCGGGUUAUGUGGCCGCUCUCCUGUCGCCAGUCAUCGUGUACAUGGGCUCGAUCAACAAGUUCAUCCCUCUGGUAGUCCUGGGCGUGGCUGCCGUGGCCGGGGGAUGCAUCGCCCUGCUGUUGCCGGAGACGCUGCACAGGGACUUACCUCAGACGCUAGCAGACGGAGAGCAGUUCGGCAAGGAUCAGAAAUUCUGUUACUUCCCUUGUAUCGCUGAGGACACGCAAUCCACACAACCCACACAUUCGCUAAGCCUUGGGCAGAUUGGACAGCAGCCGUCUUUCAUCCGCCACCGGUCCAGCCUAAGAGCUUCCCUGCGUGGCGAGACCUACCGCUCAUCCCUCAUCAGGCACCGCAGAGAGGUCAUCUACUUACCCAUACUGGACUGACAUACUCCCUUCUUGGUCCGCUCCCGCCCUCAAACUUAUGCAGAGACGGUCAGGGAUAUAGAAAACACACACAUGCACUUUGCAUCAUAGGUUUGUAUUCUGAAACACUUUCCUCUCUUACCACGACUAUCUUUAAAGGUUAGAAAGAUGAUUUGCCGGGUUCUCAGGAGUGUUUCUCUUGUUAAUAAUGUAGAAAUGUUGAUUUCCCACCAGAACUAUAUAAAUAUCCUUAAAAA
Molecule: messenger RNA, 2264 nt
Organism: Portunus trituberculatus (swimming crab)
Lineage: Eukaryota; Metazoa; Arthropoda; Malacostraca; Decapoda; Portunidae
Product: organic cation transporter protein-like
Exons: 11
Coding region: 211-2028 (605 amino acids)
Biological process (GO): transmembrane transport
Cellular component (GO): membrane
Molecular function (GO): transmembrane transporter activity
Source: RefSeq, a predicted model, not a curated record